ACAAAAAAAUGUCAUCUGUUUUGACAUAUUUUAUUUUUUAAAUAUAGAAUGUCAGUUGUAAGUUAACAAUUUCAAUUUAAAUAUUUUUAUUGUACAUUUUAUAUUUUGGGGCUCUUAACUUUUUUGUUUUAGAUUAUUUCAUUAUUGGAUCACGUUACCAUGGUAAAUUGAUUGCUUUGUAUCAACAGAGAAGUGGAAGAAAUGCCAUUGUGAUAUAUCAAUGUAUGGAUGUUCUAGAACUCAACAAGAAUGGAAAGCAAAGUUCUCUCUCUAUCACAUCAAACAUUUCACAAACUAAAAAGUCUGCUGAAGACAGGCAAGAGUCUAGAACCUUAACCAAAUUUCAAAAGGAGAAGACUACCGGUGCCAUGGCCUGCAACAUUUUCAAUGAACUACGCCUGGAAGAGAAACUCUGCGAUGUGGUCAUCAAAGUCGAGGGAGUUGAGUUCAGUGCCCACAAGACUAUCCUGUGUGGAUGCAGCUCGUAUUUCCGUGCUCUGUUCACCAGUGGCUGGAACUCCUGCGAGAAACGUAUGUACACUAUCCCAGGUGUAUCUCCUGAGAUUAUGAGGAUGCUCAUCGAGUACGCCUACACCCGGACUGUCCCGGUCACGGCGGACAACGUGGAGUUGCUGCUAGAGGCAGCAGACCAGUUCUCCAUCCUGGGCAUCGUGCAGGCCUGCUGCCACUUCCUGGAGACCCAGCUGUGUCUGGAAAACUGCAUCGGCAUCUGCAAGUUUGCCGACUUCUACUCCUGCCCGGAGCUGCAGCGCCGAGCACUGUUCUUCAUCCUGCACCACUUUGAGGAAAUCGUCUGCUGCUCCCAGGAGUUCCUGGAGCUGUCUCUGGCCCAACUCCUCGACCUCAUCAAGAAGGACAACCUGAACGUGAGGCAGGAGAACACUGUGUUUGAGGCCAUCCUGCGCUGGAUCGCCCACACUCCUGCCAGCCGCAGGCACUGGAUCUCUGUGCUACUGCCAAAGGUGCGAAUGGCUUUGAUGAAUGCUGACUACUUUAUAAACCAUGUGAGGAACAACUCCCUGGUGAAGGGCAGCGAUGAAUGCAAACCCAUCAUCCUCAACGCCUUAAAGGCCAUAUACGAACUCAACAUGCACGGCCCCUCCAUUUCCAGUAAUCCGCUGAGGCGACCUCGCCUGCCCUACGCCAUCCUACUAGCUAUCGGCGGCUGGAGUGGAGGCAACCCGACCAAUGUCAUCGAAGCAUACGACACGAGGGCCGACCGUUGGGCGACCAUAGCGCAGGAAGAGAGCCCACGGGCUUACCACGGUGCUGCGUACCUCAACGGCUUCGUCUACUGCUUAGGCGGCUUUGACAGCGUGGAAUACUUCAACAGCGUCCGCAAGUUCAACCCCAUCACGUGCACCUGGCACCAAGUUGCACCGAUGCACUCGCGGCGCUGCUACGUCAGCGUGACAGUGUUGGACGGCUGCAUUUAUGCCAUAGGCGGUUUCGAUGGCUACGGGCGUCUUACAAGUGUGGAGCGGUACGAGCCUGAGACAAACCAGUGGACCCUGGUAGCACCGAUGCACGAGAAGAGGAGCGAUGCCAGUGCCACCACACUGCAUGGCAAGGUGUACGUCUGUGGAGGCUUCAAUGGGACCGAGUGCUUGUUCAAUGCAGAGAGCUACUGUCCCAAGACUAACCAAUGGACCCCGAUUGCCCCUAUGAGUCGCCGCCGCAGUGGGGUCGGCGUCAUUGCAUACAAGGAUCACCUCUAUGCAGUCGGAGGCUUUGACGGCGCCAACCGUCUGAAGACCGCAGCGGUCUACAACCCACUGGACAACACCUGGCGCGCCUUGCCCACCAUGUUCAACCCGCGCAGCAACUUUGGCAUCGCCGUGGUGGAUGACCUGCUCUUCGUGGUGGGCGGCUUCAAUGGUUUCAACACCACCUACAACGUGGAGUGCUACGACGGGAAGACAGACGAGUGGUAUGACGCCCACGACAUGCCCACUUUCCGCAGUGCCCUCGGUUGUUGCGUCGUGCCCGGCCUGCCUAACGUGGCACAGUAUGCUGCCCCCCGCGACUCCCCAAUGUUGCUCGCUGACGAAUGGAACACACCUUCCUCCAAGACCAGGCUGGCCUCAAACCUAUAGACAAGUACAUCCUUCCCAUUCCCCACUCUAAGACUCGAAAAAAAGAGAGGAUAUUUUGCUUAGGAAAUAAAUAUAUUUAGAUAACUGUUUGGAGUAAAACAUUUUAGCUGAUUGUUUGCAUUAUACAUCUGACAUACCAAAAUAAAACAUAUUCAGAAUCUUCACAGACAACAGAUAUAGGCCGCCUAAAUAUAUGAAUUUUUUUUUUUUUUAAAUUGCAAAUGGCGGUAUUCUCAGAGCUCGUUCUGCAUUUUAAAGCAAAUACACACAAAGCAAAAUAUGUCCUUUACAACUUCAAAUUACUGUACAAAGAAUGAAACCAGAAGGAAUAUGGGUUCUGGACACCUACAAUAACACGCAAGCUCAGAUUCACUCUGCAUUUAUGGAAGAGGAAUAACAACUGGUGGGAGAUUCACUGCUUUCACCAUGAUAAAGGACUUUCAGUAUCAAAUAAAAAAACAUCCCAACUGGAGACAUUUACAAAAUCAACACCGACAUAGUAUACUACUCUGAAUCUAACUAUCCAUGGAGUGCAUUUAUGAAUGUACAUGGUAGAACAUAAUGAUGAUCUGAAUCAACAGAACUCUGGAUUGUUUUACCUGAAACACAAUUGUGAGGUACUGUGAAUAAAAUGGUGUUGAGGAAUGUAAGCCACUACGUAACACAAUGUGCCUCCGGCCACAAUGACCUUAAAAGGUUAAGUCUUUGACAAUAUAAAACACACAAUUACCUGAAAACGUUCACAAUGCACCGAGUGAGUAAAUACAUAAUUACAGCUUUUCCCAUUUCCAGACAAGUUUCCAGAAAAAAAAAAAGUUAUUAAAGCGCCAGAUAACAUCAGGGCUUGAAGAACAUUUCACAUACGUCGGUAUUGUAAGCACAAUGGAAUGCUAAUAAAGUCUUUGACCUUGAUUUCAGGUUAA
Oncorhynchus mykiss (rainbow trout) is the source of this 3040-nucleotide messenger RNA. RefSeq names its product kelch-like protein 10. The record is from RefSeq and is a predicted model, not a curated record. Gene Ontology annotation, molecular function: protein binding. Lineage: Eukaryota; Metazoa; Chordata; Actinopteri; Salmoniformes; Salmonidae.